Messenger RNA from Heterostelium album PN500, 306 nucleotides. RefSeq lists its product as uncharacterized. Bases 1 to 306 code for a protein of 101 amino acids. The transcript is spliced from 3 exons. The record is from RefSeq and is a predicted model, not a curated record. NCBI's taxonomy places the organism in Eukaryota, Evosea, Eumycetozoa, Acytosteliales, Acytosteliaceae.
AUGUCUACCAAUAUCAGAGAAAUCAUUAAUGCCAUCAUCAAAGGUAUCCAAGAAAAUAAGAUCUUGGAGAUUUUCGAAAGUACUAUGUUAGUUGGAAAAGAUCAAAACAGAAAAGCUGAAGAAGCUUUUGUCAAUAAUGCUACCAUCCAUGAAGCUAAAGUUCUCAAAGUUUGGGUUGAUGGCAACAACACUACCUAUGAAAUGUAUAUGGAUUUUACUUAUGGUGGUCACAAUGUCAAGAAAACUCAAUGGGCUAUCCAAAAAUGGAACAACAAUGGUUUAGUUGUAAAGGAAGAGUUCUUUUGA